AUGGGAGCACUCUUCUGGGCUUCCCUCUGCAGUGACAAGCGUGCUGCUGCCUUUUGGUUCCUGCAGAAAGACUCACUGGAUAAUCUUCAUAAAGCCAAGGUAGAAGCAAUGACCUUAGACCUUGCUUCUCUUCAGAGUGUGCAGCACUUUGCUGAAGCAUUCAAAUCCAAGAAUGUGCCUCUUCACGUGCUGAUCUGCAACGCCGCCGUGUUUGGUGCACCCUGGGGCCUCACGGAGGACGGCCUGGAGUCCACCUUCCAGGUGAACCACUUGGGACAUUUCCACCUCGUCCAGCUGCUGGAGGACGUGUUACGCCGCUCGGCUCCUGCCAGGGUUGUGGUGGUGUCCUCCGAAUCGCACAGAUUUACAGAUAUUAAAGACUCCUCUGGAAAACUUGAUUUCAGCCUGCUUUCUCCAUCUCAGAAGGAGUACUGGGCUAUGUUGGCCUACAAUCGUUCCAAGCUUUGCAAUAUACUGUUCUCCAACGAGCUGAACCGACGCCUUUCUCCCCAUGGGGUGACAUCUAAUGCAGUCCAUCCUGGAAAUAUGAUUUACUCCGCCAUUCAUCGUAACUGGUGGGUGUACACCCUGCUGUUUACCUUGGCUCGACCUUUCACCAAGUCCAUG
Molecule: messenger RNA, 627 nt
Organism: Apaloderma vittatum (bar-tailed trogon)
Lineage: Eukaryota; Metazoa; Chordata; Aves; Trogoniformes; Trogonidae
Product: WW domain-containing oxidoreductase-like
Exons: 4
Source: RefSeq, a predicted model, not a curated record